This is a messenger RNA of Parasteatoda tepidariorum (common house spider), 2681 nucleotides long. It is a transcript of the gene Hmgs, whose product is annotated as hydroxymethylglutaryl-CoA synthase. Gene Ontology annotation, biological process: acetyl-CoA metabolic process. Gene Ontology annotation, molecular function: hydroxymethylglutaryl-CoA synthase activity. NCBI's taxonomy places the organism in Eukaryota, Metazoa, Arthropoda, Arachnida, Araneae, Theridiidae. The record is from RefSeq and is a predicted model, not a curated record.
CAUAUGUGUCUACGGAUGUGUUAUUCCAAAACUUGAGUCGUGAACUUGGCCGUGACUUUGUAUGUUUUCCCCUCUAGGCAUGUUCUUUUACCCUCACCAUGUCUAUUGCUACUUCCUUUAAUAAUCAUUGAGUAAUAUAGAACUAUUUAUUUCGAACAUUUUUUGAGGGAACAGAAGAUACCGCUAUCCGAUUUCUUGGCUAUUGACUCUGUUCACCGGAAUACCAUUCUCCUUUCAAAAAUCACAGUAUUUGUUUUGACUUUUUUGUUGUGACGUGUGCUAUAGAGCUAUAAAGGACUACUAUACGUUUAUUUAUUGUGACAGUUCAUAAGAUUAAAAAAUGAGCAAACAAAAUGGACACCACAACUGGCCCAGGGACGUUGGAAUAAUCGACAUUGAAAUUUACUUUCCCUCCUACUAUGUGGAUCAAGAGGAAUUGGAGGCUUUUGAUAAUGUCUCCAAGGGAAAGUACACCAUUGGUUUGGGCCAAAACAAGAUGGGCUUCUGUACGGACAGGGAAGAUAUCAAUUCCAUGUGUCUCACUGUGGUUGAGCAACUGAUAAAGAAGAGAAAUCUAUGCUACAGCCAAAUAGGGAGACUUGAAGUUGGUACAGAGACUAUAAUAGACAAGUCGAAGAGUGUCAAGACUGUGUUAAUGGAACUUUUCAAAGAGAGUGGAAAUCAUGAUGUUGAAGGCGUUGAUUCGACUAAUGCGUGCUAUGGAGGAACUGCUGCUCUUUUCAAUUCUGUAGCAUGGGUGGAAUCCAGUGCAUGGGAUGGUCGCUAUGCAUUAAUGGUAGCUGGUGAUAUAGCAGUAUAUGCAGAAGGAAAUGCUAGACCUACAGGUGGAGCUGGUGCUAUAGCUAUUCUUAUUGGCCCAAAUGCACCUAUAGUUUUGGAACGAGGUUUGCGCUCUACUUACAUGGAACAUGUGUAUGAUUUCUAUAAGCCUAAUCUCAUGAGUGAAUAUCCUACAGUUGAUGGAAAGCUUUCUGUUCAAAGUUAUGCCAAAGCACUCGAUAAAUGCUAUGAGGGAUUUUGCAGAAAGGCAGAGAAGCUCUCUAAAGCCAAAAGUAAAAAGUGGUUUACUCUCAAAGACUUGGAUGCUAUGCUAUUCCAUACUCCAUAUUGUAAGUUAGUUCAAAAGAGUUUGGGACGUCUUGCAUUUAAUGAUUUUAAAAGAAAUCUAGACUCCGGAGCAGAGGAAGAGUACAAAGGACUGGAAGUGUAUCGUAAUUUGAAGUUGGAAGAUACUUAUUUUAAUAAAGAUGUAGAAAAGGCAUUUGUGGAUUUCAGUAAGGACAUGUAUGAGACCAAAACUAAACCAAGUUUAUUAAUUCCGAAGGAAGUUGGAAAUAUGUACACACCCUCACUUUAUUCAUGCUUAGUUUCUUUCAUUGCCAGUAAAAAAAUUGAAGACUUGGGUGGUAUUAGAGUUGGUAUGUUUUCUUAUGGAUCUGGGUUAGCUGCUACCCUAUUUUCCUUACAAUUUUCUGAAGACAUCACAAAGGGAUCACCUCUUCGUCACUUACACGAUAGUCUUCAAAACAUCAAAGCUCGCCUAUCAAAUAGGAAAAAGAUAACUCCAGAGAUGUUUACAGAAAUCUUAAAACUUAGAGAUUCCACUCACCACAAAGCUCCAUAUACACCAGUUGGGAAAAUAGCUGAUCUUUUCCCAAGAACAUGGUAUUUGGAAUAUGUGGAUGAUAAACACCGAAGAGGUUAUUUGCAGAUGAAGGAAAUACCUUCUUGUCUAAAAGUUAAUGGCUGUAUAACAAAAGAGAAUAUUGCGCAUUGUGAUAAUCCUAAAGUCUGUGGAGAAUUUUGCAAAACCACUGCCACUUCAAUUUCCAUUGCUGAAGGUGUUUAGAGACAGUUUCCUUCUACCUUUUCAAAGAAUUUCUGCAAAACGAGCUCUACUUUUUGUUUUGAUAUUUGAAAGGGUGAACAAGGAAGAGGUAUUUUAGUGCAGCUAUGAAAUAUUUUUGCUCACUUUUGUCACUGUUGAAUGAGAUUGGUAAUAAGGAUGUUGCUUUUUUUUACUCAUACUUUCAGCUGAACCAUUUUUUUAAGAUUGAAAUGUUACAAGUAUACUUAAUAGCUUUUUUUUUGUUGAAAAAUUUUUUACUUUCUAAUAAUAAAAAAUAUAUUCAGGGAUGUGAUUCUUCCACCAAUAUGCAGGUUACUGUUUUUUCAUGUAUUUUUUUUCCAAUUGAAUUCAAAUUAAGAAUUCAAGUUCUAUAUUUACCAUAUUUAGUUAAAUUCAUUUAAUUGGAAUGAGUUUCCCUAUUUUAGAAUGUCGUCAACUCCAUUAUUUAUAGCUGAAAAUCAGUAUAUUUUGCUUGAACUCAAGUAAAUACUAUUUUCAACGCUAUUAUCGAUGAAUCCCGCGAUACUACUUGUCUUAUAUAUGUCAAAAAUUAACUUUAUAUUCCAAUGAGUCCUUGAAAUUAUUUACUACUUAAUUCUUACUUUAUUGAUAAUUUGAAUAUGAAAGUCAAUAUAAUGGAAGUCUUGAGUAGAUUUCCUGUUCCUUGAUUAUUUAAAUUAAAGUUUUUAGUUUAUCUUUUCAUGUGUUUGUCUUGAAAUUUUAGAUUACAUCUUUUUAUUUUUUUAAAUUUGCAUUUUUGAUUGAUCACAUCCCUGUUAUUUUCUAAUUACAGUUAAAAAAUAAUAUAUGU